Messenger RNA from Dimorphilus gyrociliatus, 3178 nucleotides. The record is from the annotation of a GenBank genome assembly. NCBI's taxonomy places the organism in Eukaryota, Metazoa, Annelida, Polychaeta, Dinophilidae.
AAUGAGAUCUGCCGCGCCAUCUAGAGGACGUCACGCCGAAGCAGCAAGAUCGUGCAUCGAUCGGUCAGAACGAAUGAAAAAAGUUACGCAAGGCUUUCUGGGGGAAGAGCAAUUCUUGGAUGAAUGUAGAGCUUUCCUUACAUUUUCAGACAGAAUUGGCGACUCAUGGAGUUUAAAAACCCAUUCAAAUUUACCCUAUAUAUUUAAAAAAUCAAAAAUUAUAGUAAAUGCCUUUAAUAAAUCUUUAGUCGGAAAUGAGCCAACGCAGACGGACGAUAAAAAAGAAACAGCAUGUUUUUUCCAUAUAGAAUAUUACUUAAUUUUUAAUGUUAGCUACUCAGUCCCUUGUUUGUACAUCGUACCCACUUGGCCUAAUGGUACGUUGUUAAGUUUAGAACAAGUUUGGAAUUACCUAAUAAGAGAGGACGCAACCAUAGUUGACAAAUGGUCCUUUCUUACACAAAUAGAGCACCCCUUCUUUGCAAAUGUCUGCUACUGGAUUCAUCCAUGCCAUACAGCAGCUUGGAUGGGAGAUUAUGAAAAAGAUCGAUGCGGUACUAUAGAUGACAGCGAAACAAAACAAAGAUCUUGCUUAGUCAGCGUUCUCUCAGAACCAUCCGUAAAGUCACUUAUUCAUGAGACGUUUGAGCAAUCAACUGUAUGGUUAUCUUGCCAUGCUUCGUCAAUACCACCAGGUGAUGAUACGCGAAUCUUGUCUACGACUAGGACGUUAAAAAUUAGCUAUGUUGAAAGAGACGACGGAGGAUCUUAUAAGUGUGAGGCAAGCAAUGAAAUUGAUAUUAAUUACCCCGAAAGAAAAUAUAUGGCAACUGGUACUGGUAUAAUUAGCUUGAUUGUUCUUUAUAAACCAAAACUAUUAAAACAUUCUUACUUAAAAUUUUCUGGCACUAUAAAUCAGUCAAGUACUAUUAAAUGUUCUUUUGAUGCAAAUCCACCAGCUACAGUAUAUUGGCAAAGAGAAAAUACAACUAUAACACAAAAUGAUAAAUACUACAUAAUAGGUACAAGACAGAAAAGUUCUCUUAUUAUAAAUAAUAUCGACAAGUCUGAUUUUGGAUAUUAUCGAUGCAUUGCUUUUAAUAGAGUGGGAAAAGUAUUGUAUAAUAUUUUACUCUCUCGUCCUGGCAUACCCGAUAAGCCGAAAGAAUGCCGAAUUGAAAUGGUAUCGGAUAGCCUUGCAACUUUUCACUGUGUGCCAGGUUAUUCCGGUGGACAAGAUUACAGAUUAAAAGUUGAAGUUUUAAACAGCAAGGGUCAAAUAAUUCAUAUUAGCGACAAAUUUUCUCAUGAUCCAUCCGGUUUGAUUGUCACUGUGCGAAAUUUAUCACCCUCGACUAAUUACGCUAUUGUCUUUUAUGGAGAAAAUAAAUUUGGUAGCAGUAAUGUCGGCUUAUUAUUAUUAUUUAAUACGACAAGGAGAGCGAAAUCCUUACAAGAAGAAGACGAGAAGAUUAGCUCCGAAACUAAACUUAUUACUAUAGGCGGUGCCAUAGCCGGUUCUGUUUUUGUCAUCGUUUUGAUAAUUGUUCUAGCUGUGUAUUGUUCAUGGAGGAAGAAAACUGCUAAAAAGAAAGAAGCUGAGUCACUUCGAACAAACACAUAUCAGACAUCUUCGUCGUCAAAUUUGGCAAGCUCUCUUGUAGCGAGAGACAAAAUUGAACAAACAAAUCAUAGCUAUAGGGACUGGCAAGGGGCACGCGAAUCCUUCGCUCAGGAUAAAGGAUGCUCAUACAUCGGACCGGCAAUAGAUUUGAAGUUCGAAAGUGGGGAAUCUAAUGACUAUUGCUAUGACAACAUAGCAAACACUGCUAAUACACACCAUCUGGCAGGAAGUGGAGGCUUGAGUCUUUUCCCUUCGACAUUAACAGCAAGUUUUAAAAGAAAAAAGAGGCCCGGCUCUUUUUUCCCAGGACAAAGUUCAAAACAAAAUUCAACGGCACACGUUACAAAUCUAUCAAUUGAAGUUGAGUCAAAAAUAGAAGAGAGAGAGCAAAAUCUACAAAAUUACAAAAACAAAGAAAAAACUGUCAGUCCAAUUGCCUCGAGUGUCAACUUGAGGAAAAAACCAAGGCCAUUGGUAAAUCCUCAGCAGCUAAAAGUUCCAAAUCUUCCUCAAAUGUCGAGGCAUUCAAGUAGAGUUUCGGUUUCUAAAAUUAGCCAAGAUGGAUCAAAAACUCUUUCCCAACCUAUAGAUGGCGCUUGUAUUGGCGAUGGACAUUCUCAGAUUGAUUCUUGGGAGUUUCCUCGAUCAAAACUCAAAAUAAUUCGAAAGCUCGGAAAUGGAAUGUUUGGUGAAGUAUGGGAAGGUCAAGUAAAAGAGAUUAUGGGUUAUAAAAGUUUAAUGAAAGUUGCCGUCAAAACUGUUAGAGAAGAAGCAGACGAUGACGCUAAAAGGAACUUGAUAAAGGAAUUACAGUAUAUGAAAACUUUGCAAGCUCAUCCUAAUAUUAUUACAUUAUUUGGCUGUAUUACAAUGUCUCACCCAAUGGCUAUAAUAAUGGAAUUAGCCACUAACGGUAAUCUUCAAAACUAUUUGCGUCGUUGCCGUUAUAACAACAUUGAUGCUGCAAUUGUCACGCAAAAAACAUUGACUACAUUUGCGAUGGACGUCGCGAAUGGAAUGUCUUUUAUUAGCAGUAAAAAGUUUCUUCAUCGCGAUUUAGCUGCUCGAAACGUUUUAAUCGAUGAACAAAUGAUUUGCAAAAUAAGUGAUUUCGGCUAUUCAAGAGAUAUUAUUCAUAGUCGCCAGUACGAAAGUAAGUCUCAAGCUAAGCUCCCUCUGCGUUGGAUGGCACCAGAAUCACUCUAUGAUGGUCUCUAUUCAGUCAAGUCUGAUGUUUGGAGUUUCGGCGUGCUUUUAUGGGAAAUCAUUACCUUGGGUGCUACACCAUAUCCUGGGAUGUCCGGCUCAACAGUUAUGAUUAAAGUCAAGGAAGGUUAUCGACUGCCAAAGCCGCUACAUUGUGCCGAUGUGUUGUAUGACUUAAUGAACGAAUGCUGGAGGAGUAAUCCAAAGCUUAGACCAUCAUUUCACCGUUUGUAUUCACAUUUAGAAGUUAUUGGUCAACACAUUGCUAAUCAGCAGAACAUGAGCGUUACGAAAAUGGAAGCGAACAUGUUAGAUGUUUUACAGGAUGUUCCAGGCGAAAAGUGCUGA